Molecule: messenger RNA, 4146 nt
Organism: Haliotis rubra (blacklip abalone)
Lineage: Eukaryota; Metazoa; Mollusca; Gastropoda; Lepetellida; Haliotidae
Product: intraflagellar transport protein 80 homolog
Exons: 19
Coding region: 131-2503 (790 amino acids)
Biological process (GO): cilium assembly
Cellular component (GO): cilium; intraciliary transport particle B; centrosome
Molecular function (GO): protein binding
Source: RefSeq, a predicted model, not a curated record
AUUUUGUACGCAUGCGCUCUUGCACAUACCUGGAUUCUGCUUAAAUGCGGCGAACGGGGAUUUCUCUUAUAUACAGACAGAUUUCUAAGAAAGUGAACCGGUAAGUUAUUGUAAAUUGAAAGAGAAGAGGAUGCGUUUGAAAACUACGUUGCCGAAGGAAGCAAAACAUUCUGACCUGGUGAGCUGUGUGGGAUGGACAUCACCUGAUGAACUGUUCUCAGGUGCAGAUGACCACAUCAUCUUGAAAUGGAACUUGCUAACAGGCCUGGAGACAAGCAAAUUGCUCACCCUCCCCAAUGAGUGCUAUCCAACUGGAAUGCACUUCUUCCCAAAGGCUGGCAGUAGUGGUGGACCAAAGAAAUCAGGCGGGGAUGUAUUUGCCCUCACAUCUACAGAUGGCAAAUUCCACUUGAUCAGUCGCACUGGGCGUGUUGAGAAGAGUGUGGAAGCCCACAAAGGUGCUGUGUUGUCUGGGAAAUGGAGUUACGACGGAACAGCCCUUGUCACUGCUGGAGAAGAUGGUCAAGUAAAAAUCUGGUCACGUAGUGGAAUGCUUCGCUCAACUCUUACACAGAACAGCCUGACUGUGUAUGCAGUGUCUUGGGGGCCAGAUUCAGACCAGGUCUUGUUCACCAAUGGCAAGCAGUUAGUCAUCAAAUCUCUUCAGGCCAAUGCCAAACCCUUAAUGUGGAAGGCUCAUGAGGGAGUUGUGUUGGUGGCUGACUGGAAUCCUGUCAAUAACCUCAUCCUGUCUGGUGCUGAAGACUGCAAAUAUAAGGUGUGGGACACUUAUGGCCGACUGAUGUACAGCAGCUCACCUCAUGAGUAUCCCAUAACCUCAGCUUCCUGGACACCAGACGGGGAGAUGUUUGCUGUUGGAUCCUUCAAUACCCUCAGACUCUGUGACAGGAGCGGGUGGUCCUAUGCCCUUGAGAAGCCAAAUACAGGCAGUAUUUUCAACUUGGCAUGGUCGAGUGAUGGCACCCAAGUGGCAGGUGCAUGUGGGAAUGGCCAGGUCAUCAUUGCAAAUGUUAUAGAGAGGAGACUAGAAUGGAAGAACUUUGAAGCCACACUAGUAGCAAGUAAACAGAUCCGUAUACGUAAUGUGAUGAAUGAUGCUGGGGAGAAGCUGGACUUCAGAGACAGAGUCAUCAAACUUUCUAUGUCAUUUGCUCAUCUGGUGGUUGCCACAUCAUCUCAGUGUUACAUUUACAGCACAAGGAACUGGAACACUCCAAUGAUAUUUGAUCUGAAGGAAGCUAGUGUUACUCUCAUCAAGCAAGCAGAGAAGCAUUUCCUGUUGGUGGACGGAGGUGGUGUUUAUGUAUAUUCUUAUGAUGGCCGCCUUGUGUGUAGUCCUCGUCACCAGGGCAUGAAGGCAGAUAUCCUCAACACACAGACCAUCUCGCUCAGUAAUGACACAGUUGCUAUUCGCGACAAAGCAGACGAAAAAGUGGUGUAUGUGUUUGAUGCUCAGACUGGCAAGAGUAUGGGAGAUGGCAAGCCAGUUACUCACAAGGUUGAGGUGAUGGAGGUAGCUCUGGACCAGUUCGGCCCUGCUACAGAGCGGAGGCUGGCCAUAAUAGACAAGAAUAGAGACCUGUACCUGACGUCAGUCAGAGUGUUUGGCACAGACAGAAAAUCUGUUAAACUCGGUACAAUGAUCCAGUCCCUGGCAUGGAAUGAUGAUACCAACAUGCUGGCAGCAAUGACCGAUGGCUGUGUCCUGGUCUGGUACUAUCCAAAUGCUGUAUUUGUUGACCGAGACCUCCUGCCCAAAACCCUGUACAGGAAAGAUGCCAGUGAAUUUGGCAAGGCACCGCAACUUAUUGAUUUUGUCGGCAAUCAUUUAAUCCUGCGUCGAAGUGAAGGCUCUCUGAUCAGCACCACAGUGUCCCCAUACCCUGGAGUCCUCCACAGCUAUGCCAACUCUAGUCGCUGGGGAGACUCCCUCCGUCUCUGUCGCUUUGUUAAGGAGGACACACUGUGGGCAUGUCUGGCAGCAAUGGCAUCCUAUGCCAAGGAACUCAACACAGCAGAGGUAGCAUAUGCUGCCAUCAAAGAGACUGACAAAGUGCAGUUCAUUAUGAAUAUCAAAGAUAUUCCUGUGAAAGAGGCCCGCAAUGCUGAAAUGGCUCUGUUGUGUGGAAGUCCACAAGAUGCUGAAGCCAUCCUGCUGCAGGCUGGACUCACAUUCAGGGCCAUCAUGCUCAACAUCCAGCUGUAUAACUGGGACAGGUCACUAGAGCUUGCUGUGAAGCACAAGACUCAUGUUGAUACUGUGCUUGGUCAUCGUCUCAAGUACCUUGAUAGAUUUGGUAAAAAAGAGACCAAUAAGAGAUUCUUGCAGUACAAGGAAGGGAUCGAAGUUGAUUGGGAGAAGAUCGAGGCCAAGAUAGAAAUGGAAUAUCAGAAGGAGCGUGAGCGUCCAUCAGCAGGGAGUACAUCUGCAUCCAGCACAUCUCAACGAUCUCGCCCAGGGCCUACACCCUCCACUACAUGAUUUACUGGCCCCACAUCCACUACAGAACCUGAUGACCGGAACGGCCAAUACUUUUCAUAAGAACAUCAGUGUCAGUGUGAAUGUUUGUGCACUGAUCUGUACAUACUGGUAGGUCAAUGACACUAGUUAGACAUGUGUACUUUAUACUGCCUGUGUCAAUGUUAUUUACAAAUUCAGCCUGUAGAAUCCAACACAAUAUAUAGCCUGCCAUAGUCUGGGUAGCGAAAACACCAUAAGUCCGGCCUAUUACUGUUCUUGGUCAGAGAAAGAAAACAUGAAAUUAAUGCUAAAUCCUGGCCCGAAAGGUGUCAUGAAAUGAAUACGAGAAACCAGAUUGAAUCACAACCUCAUUAAUUGGCAAAUAGAACACUAAGAAUACCAUGAUAUCAUAUGGAAUAUCAUAAUAUGGUAUUGAAUGAUUAUUCAAAUUUGGCAGCUGUCAUGACUGGUUCAUCCUCUCAAUGUAAAGUAGAUUGGACACUGUGCCCAGUGAGAGACUCUCAACAACAUAAGUAUAUUGUUAGUAUGCAGGUGGAUGCGUAAUGGAUAUCAGCAGUACCUCAAGUGCUUGCAUGGAUUUCUAAUGACUAAUACCUGUUCCACAUUCAGGGUCAUCUGUUAGAUUCAGCUAUUCAUUAUUUAUGUGUGUGCACGUCAGGUUCCAACAUAGCAGCAGUUGUAUAUAUAUUAUACUGUCAAAUCAUACAGAGUGUUUGUUCUGUCAUUGUCGUUGUACCAACAAACUCUGUCCAUCCGUCCAUCUGAAGACAUUUUUGUUCAAACAAUAACUUGAAAACUAUUGGUUGGAUUUUUUUCAAAUUUAGGGACCACCUCGUUAGUCUAAAGGAUGGGUGCAGUGCAAAUUAGGAUUACGAUAUUUUAGGGUGUUUCUUUUUAGAAUUGCAGACAAUUACAAAUUUGAAAUUAGAAAAGUUUCUUCAGCCAACAACUUGAAAACUCUUGGAUAGUUUUCAAAUUUGGGGACCACAUUCCUUGUGUGAAGAAGAGGUGCGUUGCAAAGUUAUAUUGUGAUAUUUCUAAUUUAUCAAGAAUUAUCAAAACUUACACAUCUUGAACUUGAGGGGGUUGGGGAAGUCCCACAUCGAAUUUGUGCAACCAGUAACUUUACAGUCAUUUUAUGGAAGUUGUCAGAUUUGGAUAAUGGUAUCUUUGUUUAUAGGAAAUGUGCUGUGCAAAUUGUGAUAACGCUUUUUUCAAGAAUGAACAUUAUAAAAUGUUGUUCAUCUGAAGUUAGGAGUCACGGUCGGGGAUAUCAGUAAGCCUUCCACAUAUUUUCGGCUUGCUAUGUAUGACCCGCUAGGCCCCAUACCUAGGGGUCAGAUCUCUGUUAGGUGUACAUUGAAAACCAUCAGUGAAAGGAAAGUUACUUUUUGGUGAAUGACUGUUACAAGUUGUUCUGUUAAUGUUAACGUCAGUCCUUCUGGCUUGCUUGCAUGUUCAGAAAUCAAUCUUCACCAGGCUACCUAUAUCGUUUGUUCCUAUUUUGCAUCUUGAGAUGUUUUUCUUGUACAUAUGGAUUUAUCUGUGAUACCAUUUGUGGUACAUUCCAUGUUCAUGAACAAAGUGUACAAACAAGCCGUCCAUGUCGCCUAUUCUUUUUAAUAAACCAAUCUGAAAACAAA